Cryptotermes secundus is the source of this 5573-nucleotide messenger RNA. RefSeq names its product potassium channel subfamily K member 1. Gene Ontology annotation, biological process: potassium ion transmembrane transport; stabilization of membrane potential. The coding region runs from base 1189 to 2262 and encodes 357 amino acids. Gene Ontology annotation, molecular function: potassium ion leak channel activity. Gene Ontology annotation, cellular component: membrane. The transcript has 5 exons. The record is from RefSeq and is a predicted model, not a curated record. NCBI's taxonomy places the organism in Eukaryota, Metazoa, Arthropoda, Insecta, Blattodea, Kalotermitidae.
CUGAUCUUUAUUUUCUCAUCAAGUCUGAGUGUACUUCCGAGCAGUGACUGCAGACUCCGGUAGCAACUGCCUGAAGACACAGUUUCGUUUGGUGUGUGUGUGCUGUUUACCUCAGCAAAAUGUGGGGUAGAAGUGUUGGACAUAUCUCCAUCUCGUCAAGCUGACAUCAGUUGAGCUGCACCGUCUUCAUAAACGUCAUCACUCUCAUUCCACAUUCAAAUCCCAUAGCGAAACAACAUACCGCCGAAAGCAAAUAAUCCCCAAGCCAUACCAAAUCCUCUAAUAUUUAUGCAUAACGGCUUCUGGAUUAACAGCGACAUAAUGAACCACACAUUCGUUCAGUACGAUUAAGAUUACACCAAAGCACUGAACCUCUCAUUUAUAAAGUAGAAGAGCACGUGUAAACAAAACAGUAUAGUUCCCUUUGCUCCUUGUGCUGGCCACUCAUUCAGUCAAUUUCAUCAAGAUUAGCAGUAACAUAAAUCGUUAAUAUAUUUUACAUUAAUAUAUUCAGUGGUGUAUCGUGACUUUAUCAGUAAGGUGAAGAAAAGAAGACUUGAACUGCCAGCUAUAAUUCGACUCAAAUCAUCAUAAAAUACCACAAAAUCAUCGUUAUCUUUGUCAGUCAUCGGCAAGAACGAUCGUGGAAUAUUUAAAUUUUUACAUAGAAAUUCUUAUGUGUACACGUGUCUUUUACCUAAAGGAUAGCUGGAUACAUAAAGAAUAUAAUCACAGAAGACGAAAAUACAUCCUGAGUAAAUAUCGUUUCGAAACAAAUCUCAUAGCAGGAGUAGAUUAUACAAAUAUGAAGACGAGAAAAUAAGUUCUCUGUUACAGAGUUCUGAUACAUAAAAGCAAAUUUGCAGCCAGUGCAAACUGCCGUAGCAGGCUCCGGAUGUUUACUGCUGGCUGCACAUACAUCAGAACAGUGUGUUCCGCAUUUGAGAGACUUGUUAAUAUCAUUUGGAGAGUUUUCGUAAAAUAGAGUGCGAACAUUCGCUUUUAUCGUAAAAUAAAGAACGAAAGCAAUCAAAUCACACUUCAAACACCGCAGAUAAGGUAACCAUAAUGUCCGAACGCAUAUAAAAACACAGAAGAUAACGUAUCCAUCCUGUAAACCCCACGCAAUAAAUUAAAACGCAUCGAUCUAUCCAAAAGUAACCGACGAGUUUUACCGUCGCGGCGACAAUGGCCAUGUACCCGUCCAAGAUACCGGACGAGGAGUGUCAGCUGAUGCUUCACCAACAGCGAGCUCACAUACGGCAAGUUUUGGGAGUUCGACGUAGUUCGCUGUUGCUCUCACUGUACGUAGUCUUUUACGUGGUGUACCUCGUAACUGGGGGUGUUGUGUUCGCUGCCCUCGAAGCCCCGGAGGAAAAGGCUGUCGUCUCUGCGCUGGCCACCGCUAGACGGAUAUUUCUUGAAGCUCAUCCAUGUGUCUCAGAUGACGACCUAGAGAAGCUUAUUGAGGAAGUUGUAAAGGCCAGUAACAGAGGAGUCUCAGCUGCCAGGAAUGCAUCUGGAGAGCCCAACUGGAGCUUUGGACAGUCUCUCUUCUUCUCCAGCACUGUUGUCACAACUAUUGGUUAUGGCCAUGUGACACCACUCUCAAAGGGAGGGAAGAUUUUCUGCAUCUUGUAUGCCAUGCUGGGAAUUCCGCUGACACUUGUCCUCCUAACUGCACUAGUUGAAAGGCUUAUGGUCCCCACAACAAUGUUGUUGCAGUGUCUCAACUCUCGCCUUGGCCACUUAUACCAGCCAUUCAACAUCCGUCUUCUGCACCUAUUCCUUGUGGGGUCUCUGUUAGUGUGUCUCUUCUUUUUAACACCAGCUGCCAUCUUUGCAACUCUUGAACCAGAGUGGGAUUUCCUCGAUUCCCUGUAUUACUGUUUCAUCUCACUGACAACUAUUGGCCUGGGAGACUACAUUCCUGGGGACUCUCCAAAUCAACCCUACCGACCAGUUUACAAAGUUGCUACCACUGGAUACUUGUUGGUUGGCCUGACCUUUAUGAUGCUCACCCUCACUGUCUUCUAUGACAUUCCGCAACUGAACUUCGGGUUGUUCUUCUUGAUGCGAUCAGACGAGACAACUGGAGAUCCUGAGAAAGUUCGACUUCAAACUCCUGGUGCUGUGGGGCCUAAAUAUACUCAACAGCUGGAUGAUGGUGGCAUAGGUCGAAGAGCAGUAGUGAGAGUCAAGUCACGACGAGAUGAUUCGCCAAGUCCAGAGGAUACUACCCCUGUCCAUGCUAGACCAUAAGCCCUCCCACCAUCUUUCCUCGUCCAUCAACCCUAGGUAUCACCCUGACCAAGUACAAGCAUUAACAAGUUCUGUUUUGCAAGGGUAAAUCCCACAAGCUGCAUCGCUUCCUCUCAUGUACCUCCCAUUCAUUGGUAUAUUUGUUUCAGAUACCACAAUGACCUAUACUAUCUAAUGCUUCUAGUCAUUUUCCAUCCUUAAGUGACAUCUACUGUUCAUGUACAUAGUUCAUAAAUCAAACUAAAAGAAUACCCAGUUUAUCACAUUAAACAUUCUGCAUCACAGCUGUAGAGUUCCAGCAAUUAGGCAGCUGCUGAUAUAGAUCUAUUUAUUCCUAAGGCUCACACCAAAAUGACCAUUAAUUUCUCUAAUUGUUAUUAAUCUUGAUUAUACCUCAUGGUAAAUUUUUGUAUGCCACGUGUUUAUUUAAUCUGUAGCUCAUUAACAACUUUCUCUCCUAUCAUAUGUAUUUCAUAUUUUCAUAUUAACUCCAUGCCAUAAAUUUCAUACAUGUCCUCAUAUCUUAAACUGUUAAAUAACUUCACAUACAAUUCAUAUCCCAUAAAACUGGACCAUUCGUUAAACAUUUUAAAUUAUAUCUGUCAUUUCUGAAUACCUGGGACUUAAUUCUACAAACAUUUUUGUUAGCACCUUCUGUACCCAGUAGCCAAACUCAGCAUAUGUAAAUGCAAGAAUCUGACUUGCUGUCAACAUGAAGUAAAGAACAACGAAGCUGAGCAUGAAGCUGCCACACUGGGAUAAUCAUCUGUGCAGAUGCUAUUAUAUUUUGGGCAAGCCCAACCCUUUGCUGAACCUAGAGCAACUCUUGUACACCUGCCAUAUCAGUGUCAUCAAUGCUUCAAGAAGCAGCACUCAUCUACAGAUGAUGUCAUUAUGAUUUGCCACUGUCUGAGGUCAGUUAUCAACGAAAAUCAAGCAACAGCAGCCAUGCUGAUUCACCUGGCUCUGAUAAGAGAAUGACAUGGAUCUGAACAUGAGAUGUGACUGAAGAUUUUAAUGUUUUGUAAUGACAAUCAUGAAUUGUGUAGUGACCUGAGCUGUGAAACAAUGGAAUUUGCUGGUGACACCAAAUAGAUUACAUACAUUAAAAAUAUAUAUUUUGAAGAUUUCCAAUACAUUUUUCCUUCUAAAAAUAUAUUUUAUGCCCAUAAAUAUUUUACUGUAAAUGGCUAUGAUAUAUAACUACAGUGCCAAUGCACUGACUUUCAGUAACACUAAAGUGUUGUGAAAAUGUUCUAAAAGUUUGUGUCACCAGGUGCAUGUACAUAUAUAUGUAUAAAUAUUUCUGUAAGCACAAAUAUUUAGAGAUUACAUGGUACCAUUUUUUCUGCCUACAAAUUAGGCAUGUACAAACCUCAAAUUUUAUACCAUGAAUUAAGAAAAACUAUAGAUAUUGAUUUCAACACUGAUUAAUCAAUCUCAAACAUUAAGAAUUUUCAUAUCACUGCUUUUGUUUUGUGUGGUAACAUGCAAAUUAUGCGAUCAAUCAGAAUGGUAAUGGGUGGCCAAGCUAGUAAAGAUCACUUUCUGAACAAAAUAUUUCUCUCUGCCAACAUCAAAAAAGUGUGCCCCAGAACUUAACCGUUUAAAUAAAGUAAUGUUUCACUGGAGGAAAAGGAUAAGUGGUACACUUCAAUCCACUGAUUAAAAGUGGUUAGAGUUAUAAAUUGUAAUUAUGAUGAGAAACUAGUUUAGUAGAAAAAAUUCUCAUUCUCAUCUCAAUUGUUGAAAUUUUUCAAAAUUCUGAUCUUGAGCUUAUCUCAAAAUAAAAAAAUCAUUCCUGCACAUGCCUAAUGCAGUUUAAGAUAAAGAUUUCUACAACAUAUAAAAUUCAGUUACAAAAUGCACAAAAUUAGGAGAAUUUGUGGAAAAUCUGUCAAGUUUUAUUGCUCAAAUAUAUCCAACGUGGAAUUAAUUUUACAAGGACAGUAUAUGAAUUUUAUAUAUUUUAUGCUAUAUACAGUCAUACAAAACUUGUUAUCUAUCAUUUAAAUCAGUAGAUUCCAAUUACAUUAAAUGAACACAUGGAAACAACCUUGCAUUAUUACACAUAAAUCAGAUGUAUUUACCAUACGGCCUAUAGACAUUUGGAAACUGAAUCUGGUAGCAGGACUCAAAUGAUCUACACCACUAAUAUUAAAGACCACCAUUGCACAUGACCCUGAACCAGUCUGAUCCCCCAGAUGACUAUUUUUAACAGGUUUCCCCACCACAAGUCUGAAUCUUCAAAACACUCAUUAUAUGAUAAAAAUAUAAUGAAGUUGCUUCUGUGCAUAGCACCAUGGCAGAAAGACACAGAGGGAGACUGGAGGUAAAACUCCACACACUCUCAGCAUUAGCAUUAGAUGGGGAUGAGCAGUCAACUUCAUUCCAUUUGCUUCCCUCUCAGGAAAGCCCCUUGCAUCCACUGGAUAUGCUGAGCAGGUCUGCAGAGAUAUUCCAAAAAUGGUGGUGUAAAGAAAAACUUCCAAUGGCCCUACCACAGACUUUAACCAGAGCCAAUCAGUCUUUCCCAUGGGGGGGGACUGCAUCACAGUACAAAUGUUUCGUUCUCUGCAUUUUACAAAUGUUAUAUGAAACAUUUUCCACCAAGCGAAUAAUUAGACAUUUUAUCGAGUCAAUUAUGCACCCCUAAUGGGAAAAUAUGACUUAAAACUAUAAUUCUAGGCAAGAAAUUUACUAAACAUUUCCAACAUACAUAUUAUUCAAAUAAAACACCCUGAUACAUGAAGAUGUGCUGCCUCCAUCCACAGGGUCAGGAGGCACAUUCCUCCAAAAACAGCAACUAUCUACCAGACUAUACAGCAUUGCAUCCCACAUCCAUAAGAACCUCAAUCUCACACACAUACAUGUACAGAUGAACAAGCAGAUGUAGUGUAGCUAACAUCAUAUGUGUAAGUUUACUUUGUUGUGAAACACACUUAAAAUUUAGCCAACCUCUUACAAAUACACUCUGCAUAAUGAAGAUGCUCAUAUUACAUGGUUCUUCCUAUAAGAAGACAAGACAUUCUGUGUCCAUACAUAUGUAUUUAAGAAAGUAUACUUAUGCUACGGUUUCAAGAAAUGUGGAACUGUAUUUUAACUUACAGUUUCUAACAAGGAAGGGACUGAAAAUGGUAUCAUGUACAUCCUCUAUAAAUAUGGUGUAUGAAAAAUUACUGAUCUCUCUACAUUGAAUACCAUUUAUCUUCAAAUGGUACAUGUACUCAAUGUUUAUGUCAAGCAUCUGUCAAACUGUCAAGCUUUUAACAACUUAGUGUGCAAACUACAAAUAAACAUUACACCAACAG